UACUGCAGUAGGUGUAGCUAGCGCUAAAAUAAACAACACCCCGACGACAGUAUUUUCUCAUCUGAGUUGAAGCAUUGAAACAGGUACGCUGGAAUUUUCAGAGACCCACUCGGACAUGUCAUAUGUCUUCAUAAAUGACUCAUCACAGAGCAGUGUGCCAUUACUGCAGGCCUGCAUCGAUGGCGACCUGGCAUUCGCCAAGCGCCUCCUAGAGACUGGCUGUGAUCCCAAUAUCCGUGACAACCGGGGCCGCACUGGCCUGCAUCUAGCGGCAGCCCGAGGCAAUGUGGAGAUCUGCCGCUUCUUGCAUAAAUUCGGGGCAGACCUGCUUGCCACCGAUUACCAGGGCAACACCGCCCUGCACUUGUGUGGGCAUGUGGACACCAUUCAGUUCCUUGUCUCCAAUGGCCUCAAGAUAGAUAUCUGUAAUCAUAAUGGCUCGACUCCUCUGGUGCUGGCCAAGCGGCGAGGUGUGAAUAAAGAUGCCAUUCGGCUGCUGGAAGGCCUUGAGGAGCAGGAGGUGAAGGGCUUCAACAGAGGGGCCCAUUCCAAGCUGGAGACCAUGCAGAUGGCUGAGAGUGAGAGUGCUAUGGAGAGCCACUCGCUACUGAACCCCAACCUUCAGAACAGUGAAGGUGUGCUGUCCAGCUUCCGCUCUACCUGGCAGGAGUUUGUGGAGGAUCUGGGCUUCUGGAGGGUCCUCCUGCUCUUGGUGGUUAUCGCCCUGCUCUCUCUGGGCAUUGCGUAUUAUGUGAGCGGUGUGCUACCUUUCUCUGCCAGCCAGCUGGAGCUGGUCCACUAAGAGCCAUACAUCUACUCUCAGACCCAAUUUAAAGCUGUGUUUUGUAUGAUUUAAUGGUUUUAUUCAUAUUAAUUAGUUCUCAAGUCACUCUGAUCGGUCUAGUGGUACUUGGAUCUAAAAUUAGAACACCAAAAGUUUACAGACAGAUGCUAGUAUUUGUUUUAAUAAAGCUUUUAAAAUGUGGGUGAAGCUUCUAAAAUGUUAUCAUGUGUUCAGAGCAUGUAGGUCGGGACUCCUUGCAGCUCUGUGGAAGGGAAAACAAUUUUCUAAUUCAUGGCGAGUUGUGGAUGGUGUUUCAAAAAUUUUUCAGAAUGAAUCUUUAAGCUGUAACUCCUGUUUGGAAGGUGCUCAGAGCUUUGUUGCUGCAGUCUACCUUCAUGACAAAGUUGGGUGGGAACUAGCUCUUGGGACUUUUUAUUUUCUUAAGUGUGGAUGAAGCUGUACCUUGUCAAAAUGAACCCAGUUUUGUGUGAAGGGGAAGAAGUAUUAUGAAUCAAGUACAUUUAUUCAAAGUGCAAUGCCCUAACCCCCUGCCCACUUAUAAGGUGUUUUUCUUGUUUCUCUUUCGAGCUGCAUUAGCGUUAUAGAAUGGUCGUUGAAAGGACAGUUGUGCUAUGUAUCACUUUUUUUCAAUGUUUGGCUGUAAUUUAUAGUACUUUUGUCAUUGACUUGGACGUUUAAAUGGUUUGACCUCUUAAGUAUAUUUAAUGCCAGAAUGUUGUACUAAUGUUACAAAUUCCCACUACAAAAGGCUAUAUCCCAUUCUCAUUAUGAAUAAUUCACCUUUUUGUCUGUGUAAAGAUAGAUUGUCCAUAAAAAAGCAAAUAAAAUAGUUGAUAUUUGAUCAUUUAAAAAGCACUUGGAUCAUAGUUGGCUCAGUUUAAACAGCUGUAAAUUGUAUCCUAGUCUAGUGUGCACAUUUUUCUGUUGUGUAGCAUGUAUGGAACACACUGUGUAUCCAUUUACUGUGUGCAAGAGUUUCAGUUUGUUGCUCAUGUAAUGCCAGUUAGGACAUAUGUCUGAUUAUGGGACAAUGUGUUUGAGUCUUUGUUUGUUUGUUCUUUUAAAUCUGGAAUAACACUACAGCACCUUCUUAGAGUUUUAUAGUGUAUUCUGACUCAGCAAUGUAUGCUGCAAAACCCAGAAUUUUGGGAAUAUGAAACCAAAUGUGGCAUAACAUAUUGCAUAUAACUUGGAUUUCAUACAGCUGUUAUUUUAGUUGAGCCCAGUGUUUAGUUGAAGGUACAUAACAUUUUGUAUGCCAUUACUUGUUUUAAGUUUUCUUGAGAUAUUUCCUAUGUUAAGACAGUCUUUACUGCCAUAUUUUUGUUGAAAGCUGCUUUUCCCUGAUUAUUCUCUACGUAUUAAAUAAUAAGUGGAAACCAG
Molecule: messenger RNA, 2188 nt
Organism: Electrophorus electricus (electric eel)
Lineage: Eukaryota; Metazoa; Chordata; Actinopteri; Gymnotiformes; Gymnotidae
Gene: ankrd46b
Product: ankyrin repeat domain 46b
Molecular function (GO): protein binding
Source: RefSeq, a predicted model, not a curated record